GCAAUAUUCUCUAUCUUCACGUCUUGAUAUCAUGACAAAGGAACGACUGUCUUCCUUCUAUCAAGACCUGAUUGUGCGAGAUUAAUCUUAAUGGGGACUUGAAGCAGAUUGUUAUAUGCCAUCAGUGUGUGUUGGAACCUCUGGCGCUGAUUGAGUCAAAACUCUUUCAAAAUCGGACACACUGGCACUUGGCACUUGCACAGCAGUAAGAUUUAUGAAAUCUGCGUCGGGCCGGGGUGAAUAGCCAAUCCAAACCUCCGGUUUAGAGUAUGAGGCAACAGUCACUCAGAAUAUCUUUUCGAUGUUCUAAGUGACAUUUCUGGAUAUCCAUGUUGUUCGUUUCACGGGCUGAAUAUAAUUGUAGAGAGUGCAACCCUUCAAGUACAACUCCUCUGGCUCUCUUUCAACCAUGGAUGCAAAUAUGGGCAUUUCAAUGCUUCCGUCUGCACAGGGUCCCACCGACAAGUCUCUGCGAGUCACAAGAACCAAGUUAUACCCGAUGCAUGCAUGGUAUUGUAUCGGUCUUUUCAUUUUUACUAUCGCCGUCUUUCAGUGGUUUUCCUUCUUUCACUCCAAGUUCGCCAGGAGCCGUCCAACGUCCAAUAAAUCCGAUCCAGAACAGGCUGUUGUACACUAUCGUGGCAUUUUUUCGUGGCGUCGCAUCCCUUUGGGACUUGUCAAUGCAUACCGAGUUAUCGCUUUCCGCUGGACACUUGAAUUUGGAAAGCGGUACACCCUCAACAUGGCUGAGGUUUCUGUGACCAUGGCAUACCUUUCUUUUCUUUUUAUAUGGGCAUUCAUCAACACAACUAACCUCGAGGGCCACGCUUUGGACAUUACAUACUGGUGCAACCGCUCGGGCACACUAGCUGCGAGCCAGUUCCCACUAAUCACUGCACUUGGAACUAAGAACAAUAUUGUGUCAUUAAUCACCGGUAUCAGCUACGACAAGCUUAACUAUGUCCACCGUAUGAUGUCCAGAGUCGUUUUCAUCUUACUCUGUGUUCAUGCAGGCAGCGAGAUCGUCGAAAACGCACCAUUCCAGCCAUUUCUUAAGGAGCCAUGGCUACGAUGCGGCAUCACUGCCAUUGUUGCCUUGACCAUUUUAUGCGUCGUUUCCCUGCGCCCCAUCCGAGCACAAGCCUAUGAACUGUUUUUCUACGUUCAUCUCGCUAUGGUUAUGACUUUCCUCGUCUGUGCUUACUUCCACACACAAUAUGAUGGGCUCACCUACUGGAUCUAUCCCUGUUUCGUAAUCUGGGGGUUAGACCGCCUUAUCCGCAUCGUUGGUCUUGUGGUGUUUAACUCCUCGUACUUCGGCUUCAGAUCAGGGUCUGCAAUGGAUGCGACCGCUGAACUCAUAUCAGAUGAUUUUGUUCGAUUACGUUUCCACCGCCCACCUCAUUUCCGUUGGGCGCCUGGACAAACCGCCUAUCUUAUCAUGCCAUCCGUCUCACGCUUGCCAUUCGAAGCCCACCCUUUUACCAUUGCGAGCUUUAAUUCGAACAUUUUUGAUGUUGCUGCGGAACAGAAGCCAGAAGGUGAAAAGUAUACUCAAAUCACAGACCGUGCUCUCGGUUCUAGUGCUCCAUUCUGGAAAGAGCUCGUGUUUUUCAUUAACGUAAGGCAGGGGUUCACUGCCCGCUUGAAAGAAGCUGCUUCGAGGGGUGAUAAACUCAAAGUCUUUAUCGAUGGGCCAUAUGGCCCUGCUCCUAACCUGGGUUCAUACGACACAUCCGUGCUUAUUGCUGGUGGAUCCGGAGUCUCGUACACGCUACCGAUCUUGUUGGGUAUCAUAGAAGGUGUUCGCAACGGUAAAAGCAGUUGUGGCCGUGUGGUUUUCAUCUGGUCAAUCCGGAAUGCUGGUGCAUAUUAUUCAUCCACUAUCGGCUUCAAUGAAGCAUUGUACAGGCCAACUCAUUUAUUUCUAGCAGACCAAAUUCAUUGGAUCGACGAGACUCUCAUCCGAGCACUUCAACUUGCCCCUCCUUCUUUAUCCAUUUCGAUCCGCAUACACGUUACCGGCACACCGGCAACUGACGAGGCCUUGCCACACUCAUAUAGUCCAAGUGAUGACGCCAGACCGGUGUGCAAUCCUUCACCCCCCGAGACGGUGGUGUUGCAAGAUGGCAGAAGCAAGCACUCCCUUUUCACCGUAGAGUCGGCCAAGCUUCAAAGUGGAAGGCCCAACCUGCCAGCUAUUCUCAGAGAUGAGGUAGAAAUGGCGACAGGCAGGAUGUCUGUUAGUGUGUGUGGCUCACAAGAGAUAGCUCGAUCUGUUCGCCGUGCCCUUCAAUUUCCAGUGUCGAGCCCUCUCAGUGUAGCCAAUGGUGGUCCGAGCGUUACUCUACACAUUGAGUCCUUUGGUUACGCUUAGCCGAUAGACAAUAAUAUUGAAGCGCCCCUAUCUUGAAAAGCCCUGAACGAUUGAUAUCCUCGUGUCCACUUCAAGCACUACUAGAUCUGCAUAGCACUCGAUUUUUGGUCUGCCAGUUGUUGGAAAUUCUCU
This is a messenger RNA of Suillus clintonianus, 2509 nucleotides long. Its product is annotated as ferric reductase like transmembrane component-domain-containing protein. Gene Ontology annotation, molecular function: ferric-chelate reductase activity. Gene Ontology annotation, biological process: intracellular iron ion homeostasis; copper ion import; iron ion transport. The record is from RefSeq and is a predicted model, not a curated record. Bases 410 to 2377 code for a protein of 655 amino acids. Gene Ontology annotation, cellular component: plasma membrane. Lineage: Eukaryota; Fungi; Basidiomycota; Agaricomycetes; Boletales; Suillaceae. The transcript has 11 exons.